Molecule: messenger RNA, 3839 nt
Organism: Myotis myotis
Lineage: Eukaryota; Metazoa; Chordata; Mammalia; Chiroptera; Vespertilionidae
Gene: DYM
Product: dymeclin
Exons: 20
Coding region: 295-2673 (792 amino acids)
Biological process (GO): Golgi organization
Cellular component (GO): Golgi apparatus
Source: RefSeq, a predicted model, not a curated record
CUGCGUUCUCGGACGCUUCCCUCUUCUCUCCCAGCCUCCGGGCCUCCGCACCGACGCGGCCCGGGCGGGAGCCGAGCCGGAGCCGGAGUCGCAGAGACGCGGAAACAUGGAGGCCUGAGCCUCUGCCACUCGCUGGUCCGUGAGCUGGAAGCGGAUCUCCCUGCCGGCUGAGACAGAUGAAGUCUCUUGGAGGUGAGGUGACUUGCUGAAUCUCAUAAGGUUACUACACAAGGAAGAAUGAGGUUGUCUUGUGGAAAUGAAGGUUUAAGGACAAGUUGUCUCCCAGAUUAGAAGAUGGGAUCCAACAGCAGCAGACUUGGUGAUCUUCCCAAAAAUGAGUACUUAAAAAAGCUCUCCGGCACAGAAUCUGUCUCUGAGAACGACCCGUUCUGGAAUCAGCUUCUCUCCUUUUCUUUCCCUGCACCAACCAGCAGUACUGAUUUGAAGCUCUUGGAGGAGGCAACUAUUUCAGUCUGCAGGUCUUUAGUUGAAAACAAUCCUCGAACAGGAAACCUUGGUGCAUUGAUUAAGGUCUUCCUUUCUAGAACCAAAGAACUAAAACUUUCAGCAGAAUGUCGGAAUCACAUCUUCAUUUGGCAGACAAACAAUGCUUUGUUUAUUAUUUGCUAUUUGCUGAAAGUGUUCAUCUGUGAGAUGUCAGAAGAGGAAUUACAACUUCAUUUUACUUAUGAAGAAAAAUCUGGCAGUUACAGUUCUGACUCAGAAGAUCUUUUGGAAGAAUUAGUCUGCUGUUUGAUGCAGUUAAUCACUGAUAUUCCACUCAUAGACCUUACAUAUGAAAUAUCAGUGGAAGCUAUAUCAACAAUGGUGGUUUUCCUUUCCUGUCAACUAUAUCACAAGGAAGUUUUGCGACAGAGCAUUAGUCACAAGUAUUUGAUGCGAGGUCGAUGUCUUCCAUACACCAGCAAACUUGUGAAAACUUUAUUGUAUAACUUCAUCAGACAAGAAAAGCCACCUCCCCCAGGCGCCCAUGUUUUCCCUCAGCAGUCGGAUGGGGGAGGACUGCUGUAUGGACUUGCAUCAGGCGUAGCAACUGGACUCUGGACUGUCUUCACCCUGGGCGGCGUGGGAAGCAAAGCGGCCGCCACGCAGGCAAUUUCUUCCCCUCUGGCCAACCAGAGCCUCCUGCUCCUGCUGGUGCUGGCCAACCUGACAGACGCUGCAGAUGCCCCAAACCCCUACCGACAGGCCAUCAUAUCCUUCAAGAACACACAAGAUAACAGUCCUUUCCCCUCGUCAAUUCCACAUGCUUUCCAGAUUAAUUUUAACAGUUUGUACACGACUCUCUGUGAGCAGCAGACGUCUGAUCAGGCAACUCUCCUAUUGUAUACAUUGCUCCAUCAGAAUAGUAAUAUUAGAACGUACAUGUUGGCUCGCACAGAUAUGGAAAAUCUUGUUUUACCAAUUCUUGAGAUUCUGUAUCAUGUUGAAGAAAGAAACUCACACCACGUGUAUAUGGCGCUUAUAAUAUUGUUGAUCCUUACAGAAGAUGAUGGCUUCAAUAGGUCCAUUCACGAAGUGAUACUAAAAAAUAUUACUUGGUAUUCAGAACGGGUUUUAACAGAAAUUUCACUGGGGAGUCUCCUAAUACUGGUCGUAAUAAGAACCAUUCAGUACAACAUGACAAGGACAAGAGACAAGUACCUUCACACAAAUUGUUUGGCAGCUUUAGCAAAUAUGUCAGCCCAGUUCCGUUCUCUCCAUCAGUAUGCUGCCCAGAGGAUCAUCAGUUACAUUAACCAGGAGAAAUUCAAUUCCAGUUUGUUCUCCUUGCUGUCUAAAAAACACAACAAAGUUCUGGAACAAGCUACACAGUCCUUGAGAGGCUCGCUAAGUUCCAAUGAUGUUCCUCUACCAGAUUAUGCACAAGACCUAAAUGUCAUCGAGGAAGUGAUUCGAAUGAUGUUAGAGAUCAUCAAUUCCUGCCUGGCAACUUCUCUUCACCACAACCCAAACCUGGUGUAUGCACUGCUUUACAAACGAGAUCUCUUUGAGCAAUUCCGAACUCAUCCUUCAUUUCAGGAUAUAAUGCAAAAUAUUGAUCUGGUGAUCACCUUCUUCAGCUCCAGGUUGCUACAGGCUGGAGCUGAGCUCUCGGUGGAACGGGUCCUGGAAAUCAUCAAGCAAGGAAUUGUUGCUCUGCCCAAAGACAGGCUGAAGCUCCCAGGCUUCUGCGACAGAUCAGAGGAGCACUGUUUGUUUAGAGAAGUUUCCGGAAUUGAAAUUCAAGUAUGUGGAAGAGGAGCAGCCCGAGGAGUUCUUCAUCCCCUACGUCUGGUCCCUGGUGUACAGCUCGGCCGCCGGCCUGUACUGGAGCCCGCAGGACAUCCAGCUGUUCACGAUGGACUCCGACUGAGGGCAGCCCGCCCGCCCGCCACCGAGCACCUUCUCCUGUGUUUUUCUGGCGAACAGACCGGGAGAUGGCCUGGUGUGUCUCCUGUGAGGAUCAGGAAACAGGCGUGUUUCCCUUGCACACUCGGAUGUGGAGCAGCGGUGCCAGUUGGCAGUAGAUCACUCGGCUUCAAUUCUAGUACAAAAGGGGGGGGUGGCACAACAAUAAUAAAUAUCCAACCUGCUGUCCCACAUGCAAUUUUAUUUAUUUCUAAACCAGAACCAAGAGCUUUCCCAGGAGCCGCCGCCUUAGGCACAUGAUACUUCCCCAGGACAUUCUAUUUUUUGCAUGUUCAAGGUUUUUGUUUUAGUCGCGUGUGUAUGUAUAUGUGUGUUUCUUUCAACGCUGAGAAAUACCAAUCUGAAAAGAUGACGAGACAGGAAUUAAUGAGGAAAUGAAGUCGUCUGCGUGGUGAUUUAAUAAACACGGUGCCCGGGCAGUUGGCUAAGCCUUUAGAUCCCCUGCAUCUUUCCCUCAAAAAAGGAAAUGGCUCCGCCUCCUGAAGCCCAGCUCGGCUUUUCUGUGGAUUUGGCCUCUCUGCUGUGGCUGAAUUAAAUUGGAGUCUAGUACAAAUUAAGUUAAUCCACUCUGUAUUAAUCAUUAGGAAAGGAAAGCUUCGUUUCAAAAGCAAUCUUUUUUCUUCAGCCAGACUCAUGGGAGAAAAAGGAGACCAAUUUGAUUAAUACAGUACCCACAGGAGAUGAAAAACACGUUUUUCUCUUCAUUUCUGACAUGGUUUAAACUCGUUGGGGCUUAGAUGACCGCGCUGGGUCCCUGAGCUGGAGGAAGGCGCUUCUCCGAGGGAGCGGGCAGCGGCCCUCAGCCCAGCAGGCACUGGAGGCGUGGGCGCCCCGGCGAGCCCGGCCCACGCCCCGUCGCCCCUGCACAGUCUAGAUGAGAAGCAGUUUCAUGCACGAAGACAAAAGCACAUCAUUCCACGGGAGCCUGAGCAUCCGCUGCAGCCUGCCUCCGGCCCUCUCAGGAACCAGCUUCUGUCCCCAUGUCCCCGGCGGGUGCCUAGCCCAUCACAGUCUCGGAAAAGGACACGUCAUGCACGUCGGUGUGUCCCCCGGGAAAGGCCUGGGCGGCUCCAUCUUCCAGGCCUUUGGGGUCGGCUGGGCGGUUUUAUCCUCGCCUGGAGCAGCGCUGAAACCAAAGCUCCCACGUGGGGGAAGGACGGAUAGCUUUAAUUCGUUUCUGAAGCAUUUGAUUUGCUUCCAUGCAACCAAAACACAAAAUCUUCAGAGGGUCACGUGGGGUCGCUGAGUCUCUGGUGGGACCUGAGAAGUGUCCUCAGGGCUGAGGGCUGGGCAGUGUCGCGGGACAGCCUGUGGGCUGCAGGGCCGUCAGCUCUUGUGACCAGAGGAGCCCCCGUCUCCCCCGGCCGCCUGGCUCACCGAGGCGCCCCCAGAGCCCCGUCUCCCCU